Messenger RNA from Pedinophyceae sp. YPF-701, 618 nucleotides. NCBI's taxonomy places the organism in Eukaryota, Viridiplantae, Chlorophyta, Pedinophyceae. The record is from the annotation of a GenBank genome assembly.
AUGGAGAAGGGAGGAGCGGGUCCUUCCGGCGCCGGCCCGUCCGGCGCCACCAAGGCGAUGGGGUACGGACAGGAAGCUCACGGCGUGGGUGUGGUAGCGCCGGGUGGGCCGAACAACCCCGUGAUGGGGGAGUGGAGCUCGAACAUCUGCGACUGCUUCCAGGACGCACCCUCGUGCUGCUACGUGUUCGCAUGCUCCCCGUGCGUCUACGCAGAUCUCAUGCAGCGCCAGAGCGUCCUGGACCAGUGCGGCGUGACGGGCCACGCGUGCAUGUACUACUGCCUGUGCACCUACGUUCCGUCGACUCUCUACAUCCCCACGUGCUUCUGCGUCCCGUGCAUUACGCAAAACACGCGCCGCAUGCUCAGGAACAAGUACCAGCUGCCGGAGGAACCCUGCAACGACUGCUGCACGCAUUUCUGGUGCCACAGCUGUGCGCUGUGCCAGGAGUUCCGCGAGCUCAAGUACCGCGGCGUCUCGAAGCACGUGACGGACACGGCCCCGGGAGGCGAGCCCUACGUCGCCCAGAUCGCCACCGGGUACCCCGCCGAUCAUCAGCAGGGGCAACCCGUGACAAAGCCGCCGCAGCAGCACGCCGUGCACGGCGGCAAGGCGUAA